This is a messenger RNA of Closterium sp. Naga37s-1, 2076 nucleotides long. The record is from the annotation of a GenBank genome assembly. NCBI's taxonomy places the organism in Eukaryota, Viridiplantae, Streptophyta, Zygnematophyceae, Desmidiales, Closteriaceae.
AUGUGGUCGUCGUUCUGGGUCACCCUGGAAUUCGCGUUCAUUCCGAACCCCUCCCCGGCGAUUCUCUACUUCGACAGCGCCGUGUGUCUCGUCUUUAUCGCCAAUAUCGGCGUCACCUUUAAAGCAGCCAUUCGCUCCAGCAAGACCCUUCGCCUCGUGACGUCGAGGAAAGCGAUCGCCACGCGAUACGCGAAAGGCGGUCUGCUAUUCGACGUUCUGUCGUCCAUUCCGCUCAACAUGAUUUAUUUCUGGGCUACCGGUCAGCCCGCUUCCGGAGCCCUUGGCUAUGUCAUUCGGGGUCUUCCUUGCCUGCGGCUGUACCGAAUCGCGCACUUCUAUCGCGAUCUCUCCGCGCUUGGGAUGGCCGGCCCCUCGGUGUAUUUCAGCAUUCGCAUUUUCAAGCUUGUGCUGAAUAUCCUACUGGCGUCGCACUUCUUCGCCGUGGCCUACUUCUUCCUCACUCUCAUGGAGCCCGACCCGGAAAACACCUGGAUUGGCCAAGGCAUCGGCCCGGACUGGCCCGAGCAGUCCGUGUUCCUGCAAUACGUGGCGGCGCUGUGGUGGUCCAUCUUCGUCAUCACCAGCAUCGGCCCCGCCUACACCUCCGUCACCACAGCUGAGCAGAUCUUCAGCUGCUUCUACGCGCUCUUCGGCAUGGCCACUCUUGCGUACACCCUGGGCACGCUGACUCUGCUGUUGGUCAAGCAAUCCAGCAAGACCAUGGAAUACCACGAGGACAUGGCGGCGCUCAAGGCCUAUGUCGCCCGCACCAACCUACCUGCGGACGUGGAGCGGCAGCUGAAGCAGCAGCUGCGCGUGCAGCUGCACAUGCACAAGUCCGACGCCUCCUCCUUCCUCUCUAGCAUCCCCCACCACCUGCGCGUCACCGUCUCCCGCCAGCUCUACCUCCCCAUCGUCGAAAACCUCGAAGGCUUCCGCCUCUGCUCCAAGCCCUUUCUCAACCAGCUGGUGGCAGAGAUGGAGGUGGACACAAUCAUGCGCAACGACAUUGUCACAUCUGAGGGCGAUGUAUCAACCCAUCUCUACAUUGUACUCUCUGGCAAACUCGUCCGUGAGGACGGACCAGCAUCAGCCCUUCAGAGCGGGUUCUCCUCCUUCCUGACGGCGGGGUCGGUGUUUGGCAAGACAGCGGUGAUGUGCGACGUGCCGCAGCUCUUCACAGUGCGAGCGUUGGAGCACAGCCAGCUGCUGCGCCUCUCCAAGUCCGCCUUCACCACCAUCGCCAGAGCCUACCCUGCCGACUCUGCUCUCCUCUACUCCGCCCUCAAGCAGAAAAUCGACGGCCCAGAUGUUCUCACGCGCACGCCCUCGGAGAUCGCAGUCUCGCAGGGCCUGGCGCGCUCACCGCCCUCGUGGAAGGCCCUCGGCGCCACCCCAAAGGAGCCAGCUCAGGGCAAGGGUGCUGCUGCCCCGGUGGUGCUGGAGUCUGUAGCUGUGGACAGUGGGAACUCUGAUCAGGUUGAGAGUGUGUGCGCCGCUGCUUCUGCUGGCCAUGUGGACCAGUUGAACGAGCUGCUCUCAGCUGCCCCUUCCCUCGCCCACUGCAGUGACUACAAUGGCCGCACCCCCCUGCAUGUGGCAGCCGCCCAUGGCCAUGUCAGCUGCAUCAACGCCAUUCUGCAGCGCAAUGGCGUCGAUGUGAAUGCACUUGAUCGCAAUGGCGCCACCCCUGUCCUCGAGGCAGUGAAGAACGGUCAGAGCAAGGCAGCAGAGGCACUGCAGGCAGCAGGAGCUGCUCUCCUCCUCAAGGACCCGGGGGCCACCCUCUGCCGCCUUGCUGCAUCCGCAGCUACAGAGGCCAGCAGCAGCAAGAGCGGUGGCAGCAACGUGCAGUAUUUGGAGCGGCUCCUGGCGGCAGGAGCAGACGUGAAUGCGCAGGACCAUGCCGGUUGCACUGCUCUGCACGUUGCAUGUGCCAACAGCAGCGUCGCUGUUGCCAAGCUGCUCAUGGCAAAUGGUGCAAACCCCCAUCUGGAGGACAUGAGUGGCAACACUGCAUAUGAUCUCGCCAGCUCUGCAGGCUCCCCUGACCUGCUGAGCGUGCUCGAGAACUGA